AUGUUUGCAGCCGGUCUUCUCGUCUUCCUGUCCACUUUUAUGCCUGAGCGCAUCGCGACGGUAGUUGUAUGCACUCUCCCGCUGGUGAUGCUAGCGGUGUGGCUCUUUAUGUUGCUCACGCAGGAGACAGAAGGCGACUUGCCGGUCACUCUCCCAGAGUGUCCGCUGCGAGUCAUCUCGCCCUUCUUUCGGCGACGAUUCGACUUCCUCCAACGAGGUUAUGUCUUGACCGGCGAGUCAAUUUACAAAUUUAAGCUGCUUCGGAACACUGUCGUUGCUGUCUCUGGCGCACCAGGACGGCGCGACUUCUUCUCAUCAAGGAACCUCGACCUUGGCGCUGGCUUCAAGGUUCUGUCUGGUACCAUACCGACGCUACCUGGGGUGACAUCCGAUCCGGAACCCAACAAGAUCGCAGCUAUUUUUAAACGUCUAGCGUCAACGCAAAACAGUGCAAACCUAGAGCGGUAUAGUGAUCCCAAAAAUUCUGGAGACGUCCGGCAGGUGAUGGAAACCUGGGGAGCGUCUGGUACGAUGUCGCCGUUCGUCGAGAUACCGAAGGUGUCAUUUCAGACUAACCUGCGCUGUCUAGCUCCAUCUGAGCUCGCCGACGAUCCCGUGGUAGCCGCGCGCCUCCGGUCGCUGUACGACGCGCUCGACAAAUCCACGACACCAAAAGCCCCUAGUGCCGUCAGGAAGAUCAUUUGUACGAAGAAGAUCCACGAUAUCAUCAACGGGGCCGUCGACGCACGGAUCAGGGGUCAUGUCCUGCCGCAGGACGAUGCUUUGCAACCAAUGCUCGACAAUGGGGAUGAUCGGACCUUCAUCAUGGGCCUCCUCGUUGCUGGUGCGCGGUCAACAGGGACAACAGCGUCAUGGCUGAUCACGUUUCUUGCCGGCCACCCGACCUGGAAAACAAAGGCCAUCUCGGAGAUCCAACAUCUCCUUGCGUCCUACGACGCGACCGCCGAAGCUCCGCACUUACACGGCACCGCUGGCAGCCACCCCACCCCAGCAACUCUAAAUCUCGCGUCUCUUCCUGGUGCCCUCUCCUCCAUCUCUCUUACCGCCUGGGAGUCGCAGAUGCCAACCCUCGACGCGAUCAUCCGGGAGACCCUGCGCCUUGCGCAGCCACACACCGCGCUCCGCCAAAACACGAGCACCUCGCCGGUCCUCAUCGCCGGCAAGGUCGUGCCCCCGGGUGCGUUCGCCGUGUACCCCUUCGCGGACGUGCACCUCAGCGCGGAGCUCUACCCCGACCCGUGGCGGUUCGAGCCGGGGCGGCCGCAGAGCAAGAUGCCGUUCGCGUGGAUCGGCUGGGGCGCAGGCGCAAGCGUGUGCCUCGGCCAGCGUCUCGCGCGCCUCCAGCUGAAGCUCGUGGCGGCGAUGGUGCUGAUGGGCUUUGAGAUUGACCUGGUGGGGGAGGGCAGGCGCGCCGGCUGGCGAGUGCGCAUUGCGGUAUAG
Fomitopsis serialis is the source of this 1461-nucleotide messenger RNA. RefSeq names its product cytochrome P450. NCBI's taxonomy places the organism in Eukaryota, Fungi, Basidiomycota, Agaricomycetes, Polyporales, Fomitopsidaceae. Gene Ontology annotation, biological process: sterol metabolic process. The coding region runs from base 1 to 1461 and encodes 486 amino acids. The record is from RefSeq and is a predicted model, not a curated record. The transcript has 9 exons. Gene Ontology annotation, molecular function: oxidoreductase activity, acting on paired donors, with incorporation or reduction of molecular oxygen; monooxygenase activity; iron ion binding.